Columba livia (rock pigeon) is the source of this 969-nucleotide messenger RNA. RefSeq names its product olfactory receptor 51Q1-like. The transcript has a single exon. The coding region runs from base 1 to 969 and encodes 322 amino acids. Lineage: Eukaryota; Metazoa; Chordata; Aves; Columbiformes; Columbidae. Gene Ontology annotation, molecular function: G protein-coupled receptor activity; olfactory receptor activity. Gene Ontology annotation, biological process: G protein-coupled receptor signaling pathway. The record is from RefSeq and is a predicted model, not a curated record. Gene Ontology annotation, cellular component: plasma membrane.
AUGUGGUUGUCCAACAGCUCCAGCUCCUCCAGCCACAUGUUCAUCCUGACGGGCAUCCCGGGGCUGGAUGCUGCUCACAUCUGGCUCUCUGUCCCUUUCACCUGCAUUUACACUGCGUCCCUCGUGGGGAACUGCAUGAUCCUCUUUGUCAUCAGGAGCGAUUCAAGCCUCCACGAGCCCAUGUACCAACUCCUCUCCAUGUUGGCCAUGACUGACCUGGGCUUGUCUCUGUCUACAGCACCAACUGUGAUGAGGGUUUUCUGGGCCAACUGCAGGGAAAUCAGUUUUGACGCCUGUUUUGCUCAGGUUUAUUUUGUUCAUUCUUUCUCCUUCAUGGAGUCCUCAGUGCUCCUGGCCAUGGCCUUUGAUCGCUAUGUGGCCAUCUGCUACCCGCUGAGAUACACCUCCAUCCUCACCAGUGCCAGGACAGCCAAGAUCGGGCUGGCUGCUCUCUGCCGGUGCCUCUUCGGGGUGCUACCAUCACUCUUCUUGUUGAGAAGGUUGCCCUUCUGCCGUUCCCAUGUGCUGUCCCACGCCUACUGCCUGCACCAGGACCUGAUCAAGCUGGUAUGUGCAGACAUCACGUUCAACAGCAUGUACGGGUUAGCUGUGGCCAUCCUCAUAGUGGUGCUAGACCCACUGCUCAUUCUUCUGUCAUAUAUUAGGAUUUGUAAGACAAUCGUGAGGUUUCCAUCCCGGAGGGAGCGUCUCAAGGCUUUGAACAGCUGCCUGUCCCAUGUCCUGGCAGUCCUGAUUCUGUACAUCCCCAUGGUUGGCUUGUCCAUGGUUCACCGUUUCGGCAAAAAUGUUUCCCCUCUCGUUCAUGUCUUCCUGGCCAACAUCUACCUGCUGGUUCCCCCCGUGCUGAACCCCAUCAUCUACAGCAUAAAAAACAAGCAGAUCCGCAGGGGUGUCCUCAAGGUCCUCACGCCAAGGAAGAGCUUCUUCCCUUGGCACCGCAGCACAUAA